Messenger RNA from Salvelinus fontinalis (brook trout), 3386 nucleotides. RefSeq names its product transcription factor 21-like. NCBI's taxonomy places the organism in Eukaryota, Metazoa, Chordata, Actinopteri, Salmoniformes, Salmonidae. Gene Ontology annotation, molecular function: protein dimerization activity; DNA-binding transcription factor activity, RNA polymerase II-specific; RNA polymerase II transcription regulatory region sequence-specific DNA binding. The transcript is spliced from 2 exons. The record is from RefSeq and is a predicted model, not a curated record. The coding region runs from base 278 to 895 and encodes 205 amino acids. Gene Ontology annotation, biological process: developmental process; regulation of transcription by RNA polymerase II.
CUUUUCAAGCCUUUAGAAUAUACGCGCGCCCCCUGCUGCGAGCACCCCGCGGCCAGACAUGGGAGCCCAGGAACUAUUUAAUGCUCGGGAUGUGCGCUGCGCGUGUCACACAGUCCAGAGAUUACAAGUGACGUGUAGCGCACAAUCAAACGGUCCUCACAAGCACUUUAUUUUGAACUAGGGACUUCUAAACUAGGCACUGAUUUCGUGCAGCAGGCUACACGUUUUCUCCUGUCGGGUAAAAACAGCUUAUUGAAUUGAACAAUAAGACUUUAAAAUGGAAGAUGUAUUAUUUGACUUGGAUCAGGAUGGCACUACAGACUUUGAUUUCUGUGGCCAGAUGGACCUUAACUUCCAGUUCCAGGCCCAGUUGGACAGUCUACUCUUUGACUGCACCACGGUCACCGGCCAGCUUUCGCCAUGGUCCUCGUUCGGUGGCCAGUCCAUGUUCCCGGACGCGCAACUGACCUUCACAGACCUGGACUCGCAGUCUCCCAGCCUUGGCGCCGGUGCUGAAGUGGACAGCUCCUCCGCGGACGAGACCCAUGAGAUGAGCAAGCGCAGGCCGCUGCGGUUUGUGCCCCAUCACCCGUUCAAGAUCCAGCGACACGCCGCUAAUAUCCGGGAGAGGAAGAGGAUGCUGAGUAUCAAUUCGGCGUUCGAAGAGCUGCGCUGCCACGUGCCCACCUUUCCUUACGAAAAGCGCCUGUCCAAGAUUGAUACCCUGAGACUCGCCAUUGCCUACAUUGCCCUCCUGAGAGAAAUAUUGAUAUCCGGCUGCGACCCCAAGUCAUAUUUGGAUGAAUGCAUGAAGAAUGGUUACAAGAAUCAAACCAAUGCAAUAUGGAACACAAGCGAUCUGACAGCCCGGCUCUCCUGGAUAAAGUGGGAUUAACUCAGGAUGGAGCGACCCAAGUACUAGGGGGGGGGGGGGGGGGGGGGUAUUUACGCCCCCUUCUCUGUCCGUGUCAAUGGCAGCAUCACAUCAGGGGCUGAGUGACAUCUGCAGACUUCUCACCAGGUCGUGCACCUCUCUCUGCAGCCAUCCGCGUCCCUCACAGCUUUUAAUAUUUGAAUGUGUUGUGGAUUGGUAAUUGAGGGCCAGUGUUUCUCUGGAGUUGCCCGUUGUUUUACAGUGAAUGGGGGACCGGGGCCAGACUCAAGCCCAUGGGGAUGGUGCUUGUCACAGGGGAGAGAAGCAGGCUGGCAUGGGACUGAAUUAACCUUGGUAAUAAAAAAACCCCAGAAUGUAUGGAGUAUGAUACUGAAGUGUUCAUUUGAAACCUUUUGCUGUUGUUCAUUAGACACUGUUACAAGGGACUUGAUGAUGUAAAUUAGACUGUGUGACACCCACAUUUCAGUAAGUUAAUUUAUCCCAAUGAAUUUAAUCAUUGUAUUUAUUUAAAUUAAUUUAUGUAUUUAUUCGUCAAUUUGUUAAUUUAUUUAUUAUUUUGAAUUGAUAAUUUUGGUUAUUUGUUGUUAUUUUGAUGUAUUAACAUUCCUUUUUUAUGAAUGAUUUAUUCAACUUUUUUUUAUUUAUCGUUGCUAGUUGUUUAUCUUUAAUCAAUAAUGUAUAAUGUCAUCAAAUGGACCAUUUUGAUAGUCUUACUACUUAUUAUGAAGAUACCUGUAUAUUGUUUUUCUAGUGCUUGUGAGUAUUGAGGUGAAACUGUAAAGCCGGGUUGGACUGGGGAAUGGAUUUGUGCUUGAUGGCAAAUCAGGGAAUUCCUAACACAAUGAAAUUAGGCAGUAUGUUUUCUAGAUUAUUCCCCCCAUGCUGACUGUAUUCCUCUAUGUUGGUUAGGAGUUUGAAACGAAGAUGGAAUGAAUCCAACCGACCUGUGUGUAUUUGUAAUGGUUCCCGAAGCCCUGUUGGUGACAUUGAAUCUGCAGCUGUGGUGUCCAGGCCCACUGUAGAGACCUUUAGCUUUCCCCCUGCACACACAUAGCAGCAUUUGCUUUAGCCAUUUCCCUUAUGGUUAAAUGAUGUACUCAGGUGACUCCACAUUCUGUUCCCACUUAUCUGGCUCUAUUCACUGGGACCAGCUUAAGGCCUCACUGACACUGUCACUGUAAAUGACUCUCAAUGUCAUCAUGUAAUCCAUGAUACUACGUAUGGUUUAGUCAGAGACGUAGUAAACAGAGCCAGAAGGAGUAUACCCAGUGCACACACUCCCUCUGUUCUCCUGCACGUGUACUUUUAGUGCUGCUAAUGACCCUCAUAGGAAACAGUUACGCAGGAACACACAGCAAUAUGGGAAGUCCAUUUGGGUGGGGGAGACUUACGGGGGAUGGCAGUGAGGUUUCUCAGAGGACCCUAAAUGGGAGUAUGGGAGUGUCAUCCCUCCCACAGGUGUGUGUGUCACCUGUGGAUCCAUUCCCACCACCUCCUUCAGGGUUACACCCUUUCUUUAACCACCACCUUACACCAAUCCCCCCCAUGGCCCCCCCUCCACCCUCCACCCCAUGUUACAUAGACAGGGCAGGUGUUGUCUUUACUCCCCUUUGCUCUCUAGCCUACUGUACACCUGUUUUACUUGACUGGGGAUGUAAAUAAGUGCUUUACACUAUGGACUGUGAAAUAAAUAACUGUGUUCGUUUCUAUGGUUGUUUACUCAACUUAUAUUGAGCACCAUUCAUCACAACAACAGCCAUUCAUCUAAUGUCACAAUUCAUGUAAUGUAUUUGAUUAAACAAGUAAUGUGCUUGAUUAUCUACUGAUCUUGGAGGUAGACUAUAAUUAAUGACUUUAAUGCUCGUUGACCACUACCUCCCUCUAUUGGAAACUAUUGGAUAGGCAUUGAGUGGUGGGGACUGGGGAGCAACCGAACAUGGAACAAUCUUUCAACUACAGGACAGUGACGCUUUGUAGAUCACGGUAGGAAAAAUAUGUAGAAAUUCAGAAAAUGUCAAUCACACACACAAUCAAGCCUUUUCCUGGGACUUUUAGUCUGCGAUCAUUAAAAAAAUUGAUGUUUUAUUUGCCCAUCCUCUUUGGGGAACAUAACUUUAUUUUACAUUUUUGUUUUUACAGGUAUUUUCUUACAUAUACAAUUUACAUACAUUUUUACAUACAUGGUUGGCCUACUUUAAUACACAGUAUUGCAAAGCAUAAAUAUCGUUUUUUUGAUAUACACAUUACACAAUAGUGCAGAAGGCCUACUCCAGCCUUUUACUUUGAUGAAGUAGGCUAGGCUAGAAAAUAUGUCUACUUACUCAUGAUCUCGGUCAUUAAAUAUAAGGGGAAAUCAGCUAAUAAUUUAUAAGAGUGGAAUAAAUUGUCACUAUUGGACAAAGAGAAAUGAUAACUUGAUGGACAUUCAAAUUCUAUCAACCAGUGUUUUCUGUACUGAACUUAAAAAUAAAGUAAUGAAGUAAACCUCUAA